AUGACUUUGGAGUACCAAAUGUUUCAGAAUAUACAUCCUGGCAGACUGUGGCUGCUUCAACCACUGACAAUUUUGCUGCUGCUGGCUUCUGAUAGGCGAGCUGCUGCUCUCCCGAAGGCUGUGGUGAAACUCGAGCCCCCGUGGACCCAUGUGCUGCAGGAGGACUAUGUGACUCUGAGGUGCCAGGGGGCCCACACCCCUGGGAACAACUCCGCCCAGUGGUUCCACAAUGGGAGCUCCAUCCCCACCCAGGUCCAGGCCAGCUACAGAUUUAAGGCCAAGAGAGAUGACAGCGGGGAGUACAGGUGCCAGACAGGCCAGACCAGCCUCAGCGACCCUGUGUAUCUGGGCGUGCUUUCCGACUGGCUGCUGCUCCAGACUCCUCAUCUGGUGCUCCAGGAGGGGGAAACCAUCAUGCUGAGGUGCCACAGUUGGAAAAACAUGCCUCUCUACAAGAUCAAUUUCUACCACAAUGGAAAAUCCAUAACGUUUUCCCAUUACAAUUACAACUUCUCCAUCCCACAAGCAACCCACACUCAGAGUGGUAAUUACUACUGCAAAGGCCUUAUAGGAAGGUCAGAGCACUCAUCACAGUCUGUGACCAUCACUGUCCGAGGUCCAGAAAUUCUAUCCAUCUCUCUACCUUGGUACCAAAUCACUUUCUGCCUGGUGAUAGGACUCCUGUUUGCAGUGGACACAGGGCUGUACUUCUCUGUGAAGAGACAACUUCAAAGCUCAAUGGGGGACCAGAAGAAUCACAAACUCCAAUGGAUCCAAGGACCAUAGGACAAAUGUCUCUGCAUACCAUGGCAUAACAGCAGUGGCAAAAUACAGCUGAUCUCUCUAGCAGCAAAUUCUGCCAGAUCUUCCUCACUGGUACAGUGGGAGAAGAUUGACCAAGAAACCCGGUCCAGGAGCCGGACUGACCUCUGCAUCCUGAUUGAAAGGACGAGUCGACACCAUAACAUGCUUUCGGCUUUCCCGAGCCGCUGGACUCAGCUCGGCUCUCUAAGGCAGUCUGUCCGCAGGCCUGUGCGCCUCGAGCCCAUCGAAAACGUGUGCUCUAGGGAAGUUACUGCCUUCACUGGCUUCGGCCACGACCGAGCGCCCUUAGAACCAGCCGGAAGACGCUGGAACUUUCUCCGCGUUUCUUUUCAGCACCUCUGA
Messenger RNA from Cynocephalus volans (Philippine flying lemur), 1167 nucleotides. RefSeq names its product low affinity immunoglobulin gamma Fc region receptor III-like. Gene Ontology annotation, molecular function: transmembrane signaling receptor activity. Gene Ontology annotation, cellular component: plasma membrane. Lineage: Eukaryota; Metazoa; Chordata; Mammalia; Dermoptera; Cynocephalidae. The record is from RefSeq and is a predicted model, not a curated record. Gene Ontology annotation, biological process: regulation of immune response; cell surface receptor signaling pathway. The transcript has 7 exons.